AUGACUUCAGAUAACACGAGCGAUUUUGCAGCCCAGCUAGCAGCACUAAAUGCGAGGAUGGAGGAACAAGCCGCUCGGUCGAAUCUACUCGUGGAGGAAAAUGCCAAGAUAAGAGCCAAUAAUGCAUCCGUGUGUACGGAAAAUGCCGCUCUCCACGAAAAGGUAGAACAACUGAUGACCCACCUAUCCACUCCAGUGCGGACUUCCCAUGUUCGCUUCCACGAGGUCAUAGGCCCAAUGUCCUCGCUCGACACACCAGCUGAAGCAUCCAACCGACAAAAUCUUCCUCAAUCGGAGGAUGGAUGUCCUCCUUUAUCCACCGCUCCACCACCUCCUCUUCGUUCGAUAACAGCUCCGACCGACCAUCACAUCUCUACUUCUGGAGUGGGGAUAGCCUUCCCAAACAACCAAUCCACACAAUCGAGCGACUCUGAGAGGUUGGCUUUCGUAGAAUCCAUCCUACGCCGACUCCCAGGAGUCCCAACACCGAUCAGGAAAAGUCAACCCAACAGUUACUGUGAUUCCCCCUUUGUGGACCACAUCUCACUCGUGGAGAUGCCGCGAAAGUUCCAUUUUCCAAAUAUGAGAUCCUUCGAUGGGACGACCGACCCAGAUGAUCAUAUCGCCCAGUACCGUCAAAGGAUGAUGACAACUACCGUACCCAAAGAGUCUCGAAAAGCCUGUAUGUGCAAAGGCUUCGGAUGCUGUCUUACUGGUCCUGCCCUCCAGUGGUUUAUUAACUUGCCAAACAACUCCAUCUCCUCCUUCGCACAAUUGACUGACCUCUUUGUCGAGCAAUUUGCUAGUAGUCGUCGACUGCCAAAAACGUCUGACGAUCUUUAUAAAAUCAAACGUGGGUCGGCCGAAUCACUUCGCUCAUACAUUGGUCGCUUCUUAGCGGAGAAAGUAUUGAUCACCAAUUGUAACAUAGAAACAGCUAUCACGGCUUUUAAGAAGGGGCUCCUACCGUUCGACGAGUUAUACAAAGAGCUGACAAAGUUCCCUUGCACCAACAUGGAGGAUGUAUUGGCUCGAGCAUGGGCCCAAGUCAAGUGGGAAGAAGAUGAAUGCAACCAAGUUAUCCUUCCAUCACAGGCAUGUCGAACGGAUGAUAAUCAGCGUCCGGAUCACAAACCACGUAGCCAGGGGCGUUCAAGGGAUGACAAAAGGCCAUAUGAUAGGUCUCGAUCGACAGAGCAACGUUUUCAUAAACCGGAAUAUUCGUACAACAUUGAACCGACUGAGCUGGUAUCUGUGCUUAAAAAGAUGGGCGAUAAAGUGAAAUGGCCUGACAAAAUGAGAGCUCCGACGGAUCGCCGCGACAACACUAAGUGGUGUGAAUUCCAUCAUGACCAUGGCCAUAUCACCCGACAUUGUCGGGCACUGCACGAUGAGGUAGCUGAGCUACUCAAUCAGGGGCACUUAAAAGAUCUCCUUACUGACAAAGGGAAGGAAACUUUGGCAAAGAGGACAAACCGAGAUUUGACACCACCUCAGCGACCUGAAACUAAGGGGUCGAUCGGCGUCAUUUUUGGAGGAUCAGAAAUUAGCGGUAUAUCCCAGAACUCCGCUCGACGGACGCAAGCAUCACCCUAUCCGGCCAAGUUGUUAGCUUCAUCGACAACGAGGCCACACGACUGCUACACCCGCAUCAUGACGCGCUGCUCGACGAAUGUACUAUUCCUGAACUGUCUAAAAGCAAUGGGGAUCGAUGAAUCAUAUAUCAUAGGUCGGCCAACAGCAUUGCUUGGGUUCAGUGGUGAGCAAGUUUAUAGUCUUGGAGAGAUUGUUCUACCGGUUUAUGCUGAGGGGGUGAACUUAAACACGGUGUUUGUUGUCCUCAAAAGUCCACCCCCCUACAACAUCAUUCUCGGUCGACCGUGGAUUCAUGAACUGAAAGCAGUCCCCUCCACGUAUCAUCAGCUGAUCAGGUUUCCAACCAAGUGGGGAGUAAAGGAAAUCAAAGGAGAGCAACUUGCGUCACGGAGUUGUUACACCACUGCAAUGAAAAAGAAAUCGAAAGACUUAUAG
Messenger RNA from Tripterygium wilfordii, 2031 nucleotides. RefSeq lists its product as uncharacterized. Lineage: Eukaryota; Viridiplantae; Streptophyta; Magnoliopsida; Celastrales; Celastraceae. The transcript is spliced from 2 exons. The record is from RefSeq and is a predicted model, not a curated record. Bases 1 to 2031 code for a protein of 676 amino acids.